GAAGAGGUCAAACAGGGCAAAGUGAAGCCGAAGCCAGGGUCAGGGGCGGAGGUCGGAACAGGCUCAGGCAUUGAUGGCGUCUGAGUGGCUGGGAGUGCGUUCAAUCUCUUCCUUAAAUUCAUGACUUAGGGGCGGAAAUCUCGUCCAACACUCGUCACCAUGGCUUCAUCUUGGGAAAACUUCAUAGCAUCAUCGUCUACCAACCCCACUCCCACCGCAGCCCCCUCCACCAGCCCCACCACCCCUGCCCCGCCAGCCCCAGCCCCCCCGCAGCCCCCACAGACCCCGAUCACCGCCCCGCCCCAGCAGUACCCGCCUUCAGACCCCCAUCAACAGCCUCAUGCAUUCCAGUACUCGCAAACUCAGUAUCAGGGGCUUAGAGUUACUGCCCCUACACAUGCGAUAGUUGGGGGUGCUGGUUCAGCUACCCCCGCCCCCCAGACACCCAUUGGGGGGCCUCCAGGGGGCGGGCCGGGGGUACAAGAGACCGAUUUACCCCCAGAAAUGUUGGCGGUUGGCUGGAGAAAAUUUUGGAGUAAGAGAGAGCAGAGAGUAUAUUUUUGGAACCGCGGCACAGGGGAGAGUCUGUGGGACAUGCCCCACCCACACCCCAACUACGACCCCAUCAGUGACCCCCUCGGAAUACAGAACACCCCCAUCUCCCCCACUGCUGCCCCUGCUCUGUCUGGGUUGAAGAGGAGGGCGUCCGAGGAGGCUACUGGUGCCCCGCUGGCAAAGAAAUUUGUGUUGGCCGGCCCGUGGGACUUGGAGAUCCCGACAAACGUAAUCAUGUUUGAACGACCGCCCAUCACCCUGCCGCAGCCCUACCCGAGUGUUGAGGUGUUACGAGGCCAGCUUGUCAACAAACUUCGGCUCGGCUAUCAGGAAAUGUCACAGGCUAGGCAAGGCAUUGACGCCCCCAGAGACUCCUUCAGUAGAUGGCUGAUGGAGCGGAAGGUGGUGGAUCAUGGGUGGGACCCCCUGCUCCCCUCCCAGUGCUUCCCCGAGGUCAGUCAGUCCAUGUACCGAGAGAUCAUGAACGAUAUUCCCAUUAAGCUGGAACGACCAACAUUCACCGGCAAGGCUCGUAAACAGCUGUCUAAGUACGCGGAGGCCGCCAAACGGAUGAUUGAGACAAGCCGCAACGCAAGCCAGGAGAGCCGUAAAAUUGUGAAGUGGAACGUGGAAGACACAUUUCAGUGGCUGAGGCGGACUGUUGGUGCCACAUUCGACGACUACAUGGACAGGCUGGCCCACCUCAAGAGACAGUGUCAGCCCCACCUUACUGAGGCAGCCAAGCAGAGUGUGGAGGGAAUCUGCACAAAAAUAUAUAACCUGUCGGUGGAGCACGCAAAAAAGAUCCGAGAGAAACACUUACAGAUUCUGGAGGAAAAUAACAUUAGAGAGGUCGGCGUGCCCCCAGUGAGCGGCCUACGCAAGGUGUGGUGUUACCCUGUGCAGUUCACCACCCCAUCACCCCGGCCACCCCCGAUAGACUUCCUACAAGAUAAAGACAUGACGUGUUUGAGGUACAACGGGGAGAGUCUUCGAAUCAACACCCCAUAUUUCCACAAGCUGGAGCAACUUUACCGCUACAACUGCUUCGACGACCGCAAGUUUGAGCUGUUCUUGCCUCGAGUGUGGUGUUUGCUCAAGCGGUACCAGUCGCUGCUUGGCACCAACCCUAACGAGGGCCACACCACCCAGUGCGGACUACCGACGACAGUGAUGGAAUGCCUCAACAAGCACUUCAACGUCACCUUCGAGUGUUUCGCCUCUCCCCUGAACUGCUACUUCCGUCAAUACUGCUCUGCGUUUGCCGACACCGACUCCUACUUUGGGUCCAGGGGGCCCAUCCUUGACUUCAAACCGGUGUGUGGGUCGUUUGGCCAACCCCCGUUCUGUGAGGAGCUGAUGGAAGCCACUGUCCGCCACUUUGAGAAGCUUCUGUCAGAGUCGCAGGAACCGCUGUCCUUUAUCGUGUUUGUGCCAGAGUGGAGGGAACCCGCACCUUCUGCUCUGCUCCACCUUGAGGCCUCCAGGUUCAACAGAAAACAGAUUGUCUUGCUUCCGUUUGAGCACGAAUACAGGCACGGUUUCCAGCAUUUUAUUUCCAAGUCGGAAAUGGUGUUGAAAAGCGGGCAUGGAACAGUUGCGGUGUGGCUUCAAAACGACACUGGCUUCGCUCGUUGGGGUCCCACGCCGGAGAAGGUUGACGCGCUACUAGAAGCCUUUAGACCAGGGAAGGAAAGAGACCGGGACCGCCAAGAGAUGCUGUCCCCCCCAGGAGAGACCCCCCAGCAGAGGCACCACCCCCUUACGUAGAAGUUAAGCCCCAGGUUGUCCCCCUAGCCCCGUCCCCGCAUCUCUCCCAGCCCCCACCCGCUGUCCCUGUGACGGUUGGCGCUGUGGUGACGGCUUCCGGGGCUGGUUCGACGUCUGUGGGGGCUGUGUCGUCACCACCGCAGCCGCAGCAGCAGCCACAGCCGCCAGCCACAGCCGCGACUACCACAGCUGCCGCUACUUCAAUAUAAUGUUUAAAUAAUGUGUUUUUUUUUGUUUUUUAAUUGUUUUUUAAUGUUUUUUAGUGUUAUUUUCAUUUUGUUGUUCCUUGAAACUUACAACUACGGUUUCUAUGUAUACAUUAUAAAUAUAUAUAUAUAUAUACAUACAUACAUACAUAAAUAUGGUUAUAUUUUUAUUAGUAAAUGGUGUGAAUCGUAGAUGCUGUACAAAGAUUAGCUCUCUCUCUCUCUCUCUCUCUCUCUCUCUCUCUCUCUCUCUCUCUCUCUCUCUCUCUCUCUCUCUCUCUCUCUCUCUCUCUCUCUCUCUCUCUCUCUCUCUCUCUCUCUCUCUCUCUCUCUCUCUCUCUCUCUCUGUGUGUGUGUGUGUGUGUGUGUGUGUGUGUGAUUGUUGAAGAUUUUGCAAAGAUUUUUAAGUAACAAAGCACUCUCUCUCUCUCUCUCUCUCUCUCUCUCUCUCUCUCUCUCUCUCUCUCUCUCUCUCUCUCUCUCUCUCUCUCUCUCUCUCUCUCUCUCUCUCUCUCUCUCUCUCUCUC
Messenger RNA from Scylla paramamosain (green mud crab), 3058 nucleotides. It is a transcript of the gene Pcif1, whose product is annotated as mRNA (2'-O-methyladenosine-N(6)-)-methyltransferase-like. NCBI's taxonomy places the organism in Eukaryota, Metazoa, Arthropoda, Malacostraca, Decapoda, Portunidae. The record is from RefSeq and is a predicted model, not a curated record. Gene Ontology annotation, cellular component: nucleus. Gene Ontology annotation, molecular function: mRNA (2'-O-methyladenosine-N6-)-methyltransferase activity; RNA polymerase II C-terminal domain binding.